Trichogramma pretiosum is the source of this 2417-nucleotide messenger RNA. Its product is annotated as rho guanine nucleotide exchange factor 3-like. NCBI's taxonomy places the organism in Eukaryota, Metazoa, Arthropoda, Insecta, Hymenoptera, Trichogrammatidae. The coding region runs from base 647 to 2167 and encodes 506 amino acids. The transcript is spliced from 5 exons. The record is from RefSeq and is a predicted model, not a curated record. Gene Ontology annotation, molecular function: guanyl-nucleotide exchange factor activity. Gene Ontology annotation, biological process: positive regulation of Rho protein signal transduction.
UUACUUUAUCAAAUCAAAGACUUUAGAAGAUAUUGAGGGUUAUUGAGAGAAUAUGUAACCAUGCUGCUAUAUUCUUUGAUACGAAUUAUGCCAAAAAGUAGAUAUAGUCGAAACAAUACCACGGUUUAUUCGAAAAGGUUGAGAGUAAAUUUAAAUAUCCCGCUCGUGGACCCAAACGGAGUCGAAUUGUUUCGUAUUGAUCAUUGGUGGCCGGUGCAGGCCGUGCAGCUGCAACCGCCCCACCAGGCACGGGCCCGUUCCGCGCACCACUAUGAACAACCACUCCGAAAUUUAACUUCUCGGACGGUGGUGCGCAUGCAGGCAGCGCCUCUACUUUUACCCCCUCUUUUAUCGAAAUUUCAAAUGCAGUUCCUAAGGUUCCCUACGAGCCGUGACCAUGAAUCCGUUGCGUCAAUGGCGUCAUUUAUCAACGGUCUUCUUACUGAACGGCUUUGAUGCUCAGUUUCACUAUACGAACCCGUGGUCAACUGUUUAGUUGCAUCUAAGCCACGUGUUUUUCCCCGCUUGUCAACAAGUUAGUCGUAAAUAGUGAGAAUUGUGCGAUAAGUUAAUAGUGAAAGGACCAUCUCGCGAGGGAGACGAUAUAGUCAUUCGGCAUCAGACCGAAACAGUCAAGUGAAAAGCCAUGGAGGAAGAGGUCGGAGAGUGCGAUGUUACAAUUUCCGAUGAAAAGUUUCAAGAGCCUCAGAGAAGAUUUUGGCUGCGUUCGAGAAAGAGGCCAAAGAGCGAUGCCAUUAGCGUUAGUAGUAUGGAUAUAUCCAUCGAUUCAACCAUGGGAAAAAGAAAGAAACGCAGAAAAAUUUCUGAAGUUGCUAGCAGUUUUUUUGGAUCGGGGAAGAAAGCAAAUUUAAAUCAGACGAUCAGCGGAGCUGAACUAUCAUUUGCCGAAGUUGAUGAUGCACCGGCGAGUCCGAUACCAAAAAAAAACUGCAAUGAAAAUGAUGCAGCGUCUGUAGCAGCAGUGAAAAGCUGGGUUACCGAUGUAGCUACACAAGAUUUAACCUCCAAGUUAACUGGCACUGAAAUUAAAAGACAAGAGCUUAUAUACGAAUUGUUUUGUGGUGAAAAUACUCUCUUGAAUGAGCUCAAUACACUUAAAGAUUAUUUUUUGGUGCCACUUACUAAAACUAAUAUCUUUACAAAAGAAGAGUUAUCGACCCUCUUCAACAACCUUGAUCAGUUAAUAACUGUGCAUAGUGAUUUGAGAGAUGAACUGAAAAACAUUAGAAACCAUCAAGGUUCCACAGCUUUUGUAGGGCCAACUCUAAAUGAAUGGAUGAAGAGAAUUCCAGAAUUGUACAUAGAAAGAAGUAAAACUCAAGUUUGGGCCAAACAAAUUUUAGAUGUCAAAAAGUCAACUUGCAAACGUUAUCAAGAGUUUAUUAAAAAACGAUCAGAAGUUUUAAAAACAUCUGAUAUGUGGACUUACAUUGACUCUUGUAGAUCUAGGAUAGUUAAAUAUCCUAUACUUAUAGAUGAACUUUUGAAACAUACCAUCAUGGGACAUAUAGAUGGUAACAUUCUUUUAUCAGUUAGAGAAUUUUUUAGUGAUCUAUUAAAAAAAAUUGAUACUGCAAUGGGAUUGGAAGAGUGCAAAGUAGCACAGUCAAAAAUAAUUGUAAAAGCUGAAUAUGAUCCUAAAAAAUAUGUCGAAACUGCUAUAGAUCUUGUACUUGAAGGUACUCUUAAAGACCCUAAAGGGAAUAAAUACCAUUGUUUUCUCUUCAAUAAUUCUUUCUGCAUAACCAAAUCAAAUAGGAAAGCAAACAAAAAAUACAGCAUGUGCUUUCCUGUGAUACCAAUCAAUGAUAUUACUGUUGAAACUUUAAAUUCAAAUUAUUCUUCAGCAAGUUUCGAAAUAAAAAAUCAAAUACUAGUAUGUAAUGACGAACACCAUCGACGCCAUUGGUUGGACUGUUUUAAACGCACUAUUAAACAUUUAAAAGACAGCAAGAAAAAAAGAAAAAACGUACCAGUACAGAAGGAAAAUGAACCAGAAUAUGAUGACGAAUUAGAUGAAGAAAGGCCUCCGGGAUGGUGUCGAGAAACAUACAUUAAAGGAUUACGAGAUGCAUUGUUAAGACAUGGUGCAACUGUGCGAGCUGAGUCAAAAAAGUCUGCCUUACCACUUCAAGUCCAAAAUUAAAAUUCUGAUUUUAAGCUGCGAUUUGUAAAAUAGUAUUGUCAAUAGUCUAUAGUAUCUUAAUUAAUGAAGUGAUUCGUUUUUUUUAAGAUAAAAUUUUAUGAAGUAUUAGAAGAGGGUUCAAAGUAUUAAAUGAAUUAUGAACCCAGUAGUUCAUAGAAACUUUUAUAUUUUGUACAGUACAAAACUAAUGAGACAAUCUUCAUUAUUCAUAAAAAAAAUUGUAUUAAACACAAAUUAUUUGAUUUAAGGU